AUGGUGCCUAGGAUACGGAAGUUGAAUCAUAAUCAACAUGUUCGACAACAAUUUCCCUUUGUCACAUUUAAUCGCGAGCAUUCAGAUAUCGUAAUUCCAGCACCGUCUUGGCCCUUUGAAUGUAAAGAAAAGAAUGAUAAAAAGGGGUUGAUUGUCAACCUAGAGACCCUAGUCAGGACCAUGCCAACACCAAACACCCUGACUAGGGGAUUAUCUCAACGCCAUGAAAACCAAGACCAGUCAGGGUUUGAAUCGACGCAUUCAAACCCUGACCAGGCACUAGAUCUUGAACGCACCAGAGAUGCGAAAUCGCAUCCUAACGAGAGUCGAACUAUUUAG
Molecule: messenger RNA, 339 nt
Organism: Melampsora larici-populina 98AG31
Lineage: Eukaryota; Fungi; Basidiomycota; Pucciniomycetes; Pucciniales; Melampsoraceae
Exons: 4
Coding region: 1-339 (112 amino acids)
Source: RefSeq, a predicted model, not a curated record